GCCGUCGUGCUUUUUGUCUUUUCUUGUGCCACGAUUACCGACCUAGGUAGUCUACACCACUUUCAACACUGUUCGUGACGUUCCGGGUGUUUUCCAAAAGUUAUUUCUCCAUCUUUUCUCCCGUCAGGGCGACCAAUUCGGGCUAGACCAAUGCGUUCCUUCGACAUCAUCAAGCUUUCUUGCAUCGAUCGCGCCUCGUCCAUGCCCGCUACUACUCUGCCGCUGCUCGUCAGGGCUCUGUUUGCGCGUCCACGAACACGUCCGACAACCGGCAGGAUGCUUGGCCGCCAGUGCUACACAGAGUCGUGUUAUAGCUGUAGUGGGAGCUGUUCACCGUCCCGCAUGUUAAAGUGCCACAUUGUUGUAGUCAUUUGCGUGCAGGAAUAGCCAGUCCUCGUAGAGCAGUGGUCUGGACAACCUUGGAACCCACG
Molecule: messenger RNA, 431 nt
Organism: Dissoconium aciculare CBS 342.82
Lineage: Eukaryota; Fungi; Ascomycota; Dothideomycetes; Mycosphaerellales; Dissoconiaceae
Exons: 1
Coding region: 151-387 (78 amino acids)
Source: RefSeq, a predicted model, not a curated record